UGUGUGCAGGCAGUGGAUAUUCCUGGAUUCAAGACAGUUCCAUGCAUCAGAACUCAACUUCCAGCAAUAGAAGGAUGCAGGGGUCCAUUGUCUUUGGUGUUUCCCUCAACACCUGCACCGGUCUCUUCCGUGGAGGACCUUUACGAAUUUAUUUGCUCGGGUCCUCUUAUAAGCAAGUUGGGUUUGACCUCGGAAAGGAUUGCUGACUCAAUCAACAAGUGGUUAUCAUAUGGCUUGCGCUUGUGCCGAUUGUUUCAGCUUAAUGAAUUGUACCUUACUGCUCCUCAGAAAGCAAGGUUUUAUCACUAUUAUAUACCGGUCUUUGUAUGGUGUGAAGAUAAGAUUUCUAAGCACGUGUCCCAGUUCAAAGACUCGGAAGAUAUACCUCCUUUAGUGAUUGGUUUUAGUGCUCCACAAGGUUGUGGAAAGACCACACUUGUCUUUGCUCUUAGUUAUAUCUUCCCGACGACUGGCAGGAAGUCCGAAUCCAUAGAUGAUUUUUUUUUAACGGCAGAGGGUCAUGCCAAUCUAAAAGAAGCCAAUCCAGGAAAUGCGCUUCUAGAGUUUCGAGGAAACACUGGGAGUCAUGAUCUUCCAUUCUCAAUUGAAACACUGUCUGCUUUAAGCAAACUGAAGAAAGCAGGUAUGAAGAUGAGGCUGCCUCAAUAAGAUAAAUCUGCAUACAGUGGAAGAGGUGACAGAGCUGAUCCUUUAACAUGGCCAGAGGUUGAAGCACCAUUAACAGUGGCUCUAUUUGAAGGUUGGAUGCUUGGUUUUAAACCACUUCCAGUGGAAGUCGUCCAAGCAGUUGAUCCUCAGAUAGAGAUCGUAAAUAAGAAUCUUGAAGCUUAUUAUGAUGCAUGGGACAAGUUCGUUGAGGCAUGGGUAGUCAUCAAGAUUCAGGACCCUAGUUGUGUCUACCAAAGGUGCUUGCAGGCAAAGAUUGCCAUGAGGGAGGCAGGCAACCCCAGGAUGACUGAUGAAGAGGUCAAAGAUUUCGUUUCUCGUUACCGACCGGCGUACAAGGCUUACCUUCCCACCCUUUAUGCUGAAGGACCCAGUGGUUCACAUCAAGAGAAUCUCCUCCUCAUCGAAAUUGAUGAAGAUAGAAAUCCUAUCCUAGGUAAUUAGAUGACUAUUUCAGAGCGAAGAUUGAUCUGAAUGGCCUUUUUUGAUUUCUUCAAGUGGUGUAAUGCAAUUUUUUGCAUGGGCGCCUGUUCUUGUCUGCAUCAUUAAGGGGAACAUUCCUAAGUAAAUGCAUAAAUGUAAUCUAAUUGUACAAUGUAACAUAACAUGGUUUCUCAAAUGAAUGGAAAAUCUUGUUAAGCCCCGUGUUA
Populus euphratica (Euphrates poplar) is the source of this 1337-nucleotide messenger RNA. Its product is annotated as P-loop containing nucleoside triphosphate hydrolases superfamily protein. Lineage: Eukaryota; Viridiplantae; Streptophyta; Magnoliopsida; Malpighiales; Salicaceae. The record is from RefSeq and is a predicted model, not a curated record.